AUGUCUACUCCUACUUCCUGGAAGGACCCCAGCCGCCCCACUCACAAGGCCAGCACCUCUAUCGAGACCUCUGCGUCAGGACUCGCCGAGAGUACCAUAAGCUUCUCUGGCUUGAACAACUUCCCCCUCCCCCCUCCCAGCGUCCCUACCACUCCCACAGAUGCGUACCGCACGUCAUCACCCGUCAGGGGUAAGCGCGCCAGAGCCAACUCUCGAGCAACUGCGGGCCCCUCUGCGUUGACAGUCCAGCCAUCACCGCUGAAGACUUACCCUGCUUCCCCCUUCACUCCUACCUACCCCGACUCUCCAGACAGGCCGCUACUUCCGCGCACGGCUUCCAGGACCACAGACAAAGACAAGCGCUUGACGAACGAUGCCUACUAUGCCGAGCUGACAGCGGCGGGAGCGGUCCCUGGCGGUACCCCCCACGACUGGGACGACGGGAUGUCAAGCACGGAGGUCAAUGCCGCUGAGGACAACCUGCUCUCGACGUCCUUCAUCACAUCCCUUCUUAGAGAGGUGACGCCCGCGUCCCCGAAGUUCAGGGAUAGCAGGAGCACGAGCAACGGGUCGCGGCAGAGCGGGCUCUCCGAAAUGACCUAUCCGCCUGGCUCUCGCAGCACCCGCACAUCGCGCGACGCCAUCCCGCCCGUGCCGACGUCGCCCCUGGUCACCGCGCGGCCGUCAAAACAGCCGCCGGCUCUCCUGAAGAUUCCCGCGUCCGAGGGCGGUCCUUCCUCGGAUAACGACUCGGACAUCCAAUCCUCUCUCGGGCACCCUCCCGUCAUCAAACAGGCAAGCUUCACGAAGCCGCCCGGGGUGUCUGAAAGGAGGGUGGUCGGGAUAGCCUCUGCGACAUUGCUGUCGAGCCCUAGUCAGCUAUCCUCGGGCCUAUCGUCGAAUGCCGUACGGGACUCGGGGGUUCUUCUCCCUCAGGACGUGACCGAGGAUGAGGCGGACGCGUUUGGGCCUCAUUCAUCGACGUCAGUCCUGAAUGAACAGGCUGCUGCUCCUCGGGCUGUCUCUCCAGGUCAUCACCCGCCACUCGCCUAUCAGCAGUCCAAGACGCAUCGCCGAGGGGCUUCGGUGGCGUCGACGAAGAGCUAUGUGACCUCUAUCAUAUCGGGCUUGACUCGACGGUCCACGAAAUCCGCUCGCAGGCUUUACGCUUAUCUCGCGAACAAGCCGUUACCACCGCUACCCGGCCAGUUCCAGUUACACGAUACGGAUAGUACGCACCGCAAGGAAGCGACCAUGGCGCUCCCACAGCUGAUCAACCGCGCGGGGACGCUGAGCGGCAUGCUGGAGAAGGGCCGUCUCGCCCACUACAGCUACGAUACCACGCGUACGAGGAAGCAGGACCUAGUCACAUCGCCUACAUCUCCGGAGAUGCGCUCUUUCGAGCCCCAUGCCGACUAUCAGUCGCAUUACUUCGAUUCGACUGCGGUCAAUCCCUGGCAAACGUCAGGGAACUGGCGUUCACAGCCCGGUGACCAUCGAGGACCUGGGAAUGAUGUGGACCAGCUCCCAAGCCCAAGCAAGGAGGUCCGCUCGCCGAUGCUCGCGCUGACAGCACCCAGAAGGCGGCGGAUGUACAUUAUCGGGGGAAUCAUCCUGCUUGUAGCAUUGGCUUUGGGACUCGGACUGGGCCUAGGCCUACGGAAGCAUGGGGAGGCGCUACCCGAUUGUGGUAAUGCGAACGUUACCGGCGUAGCGUGUAAUUUGGAUGCGACAUGCGAAUGUACCGCGACGUCUGGCUGCAAUGGGCUCGCGAAGGAAAUCGUCAAGUUGACGCCGUUGGUGAACGAUGCUUUCCAGACGGACUUCACCCCUGCUACCGUCUUCAACUCGUUCUGGGUCGCCCUCGGCAAGUCUUCUUCGGAGUCCUGCGCCAUCCAGGCCAUUGUUGUCGACGUCGCGAACGGACUUGACCCAGUAACGGCAUCCAAUCGCACAUCAUGGGCGCAGAUGGCCAUAUUGUGGAAUCUGGUACAAUCGCAGGACGCCUCUGCUGCUCAGGAGAUGAAGGACUUCGUGAACGGUGCCGAUUGGAACUCGCUCUCUGACGCGGAUGGUCCGUUAAGGGACUCGGAUUACGCCACGUUCUCGACAACGGUCUCCGGCUUUACGUUCAACUUUGCGCGGCAAGAGGUGACGGAACCCAGUGUGUCGUUUGUGAGCAACGCACAGCCGACCACGCAGCAGGCGAGCAAGGCGAACGAUGACGCGAAGGCAACGUUGGACCGCAUGUACAGCUACGCUUUGGCAUCUGCAACCCAGCAAGCAGCCGCCUUGAAGACGUACUGGACGAAUAUCUUGCAGUUGGCAGCAGACGACCUUCCGACAUUCAUCUCGCUCUUCCUCAGCGCAGAUAUCCUAUUGCCGUUUGACGCCGAAUCAGACAUCGUGUCACAGCUGAACAACACGGACUCGUCCACCCCCUUCCCUCCACCUCUUGCAUGCUAUCCUAGCCUCGAUAGCGACGCCGUCAACCGCGUCAACUCCUUCGAAAGCUCUGCUUUCGGUCUAUCCACCGUUUCGGCUGCGACCUCUGUCGAUACGUCCUGCUACCCAGCUCGACCGAUAUAUGGCGUUCUCAACAUCCUUCGUUUGCGGCUGCCCUUCGUGGACUCACGAACUGGCGCGCCGAAGCAAGCGAUGAAGGUGAAUCGCAACGUCGGCGCACGCGCGAUUAUCUACACUGGCGAGGCCAUGAGCGCCAUGCCUGGGGCAAACACAUCGGAUCUGUCGACUACGCAGUUGAACCCACGGCAGUUUGGUACCCUCAACCACUACGACCACGUCAUCCUCCAGUUCCUGCAGUCGAUACCUGACGUUGACGUGGCCACCGACUUUGUGCGGUUUCUGCUCACAGCGCCCGGCGUCCCUCCGACCAACACGUCGUCCUUGUUCUCGACAUUGGACAAAAUCCCAACCGUGGAGGUGGCUGUUUUCGGGACCGUCGACGCGUCGGACGUGGACAACGUGGAUUCAUCCUUCACCACCGCCGAUGGAGGGCUGUUCUUCGGUAGUGAUCAUGGGCAAGUCCUUCGUAACUGGGCCACGACGAUCGCCGUGAAGCCUAUCAAGUGGACGGAGUCGUCCUCCGCGGACCGAGUCGCUGAUGAUGCCGGAGACGACACAACGUUCAACGAGGUCUGGGCCGCCGCGACGACGGCCGUGGAGGAGAACGUGGAGGGAGUGGGGGUAGACGACGUCGUGGCUUCGCUGCAGUCGACGGGCAAGUUCUCUGCGGGCUAA
Schizophyllum commune H4-8 is the source of this 3261-nucleotide messenger RNA. RefSeq lists its product as uncharacterized. The coding region runs from base 1 to 3261 and encodes 1086 amino acids. NCBI's taxonomy places the organism in Eukaryota, Fungi, Basidiomycota, Agaricomycetes, Agaricales, Schizophyllaceae. The transcript is spliced from 3 exons. The record is from RefSeq and is a predicted model, not a curated record.